UGACAGCAGGUAGGGAAAGGGAGGGAGGGCCGCCCUCUCACAACUACAUAAGCACCCAGAGAAACACUCAGCCCUAACUACAUCGCUCUCUCUCUCUCUCUGCCUGGAUCUGAGACACCGGGCUGAUUUCCCUCCGACACCCAGAUGUCAAAAUGGCCAGGCUCCCAGGAGACGUGUAUGAUGAAUCAGACUGUGUCUGUUCCUAUGGGAUGAAGAUAACUUGGGAUAUCAAUGAUCCCAAACUGCCUCAGGACUUGAAGCAGUUUGACAGCUUUCAGGAAUGGACAGAUGGUUAUGUGAGAUUUAUAUACAAUGCAGAGGACAAGAAUGCCCAGCGCCAUCUAAGUGGUUGGGCCAUGAGAAACACCAACAAUCACAACUGUCAGAUCUUGAAGAAGUCUUGCCUGGGAGUGGUGGUUUGCAGUCGCAAUUGCACAUUGCUAGAUGGAGGCAAAUUACUGCUCAGACCAGCCAUAUGUGACAAGGCCCGUCAGAAACAACAAAAGAAAAUGUGCAGUAACUGCAACUCUGCUCUGGAACUGAUCCCUUGCCGAGGCCACAGUGGUUAUCCUGUUACUAAUUUCUGGCGACUGGACGGGAAAGCCAUCUUCUUCCAGGCAAAGGGCGUCCAUGAUCAUCCCCGACCAGAGAGUAAAUCAGAGACAGAAGCCAGGAGAAGUGCUGUAAAACGGCAACUAUCUUCAUCUCAUCUGUCACAGAAAAAGAAACUUCUGGAUCCUGAGGUGGGAAGAUACAAUGACAGUGGUGGUCAUUUCCCAAACAUACACCCUGUAGCUUGCAUAGAUGGGACAGAACGGUUUGGUCUUGUGAAUGAUGGAAAUGUUCCUGUUCCAGCCCAACUUUAUCCUUCUUUUCAAAGUGCUGAACCUUAUAAACCCACAUAUGAAACUGUGGGAUACCAGGGAGAGCCUCUGUCUUCAUUUCAAAAAUGCACCAGUGCACGGAUAUAUCUGCCCAGAACACCAUGCUAUGAUUUUUCUGUCCCUGGAUAUAUGAAUUCAAGCUCAUACCCUACACUUUAUAAGGAGCCAUUAGGAAGUCUUUCUGAUAAUGAUCGAGUUCAGCUCAAUAGUCAUCAGCAAAACCUAAGUGUCUUGAACACACAUGAGAGGAACUAUGAUAGCCCUCCAAAGCUUCAUGGAUGGAAACAUAUCUUUGGUAAAUCUGCCUAUGCAGAUAGGAAUGAUUAUGGACAAAUCCAGACAAACACUGGUCAUUCCUAUCAAAAUGGAGAAUAUCCCUGUAGGUAUGCGAGAACUCCAUCUCCAGUUGCUCCAGCCUUACAAACUGUCAUAACCACCACAACUAAGGUAUCCUACCAGGCUUACAAGCCUCCAGCUGUGAAAUAUAAUGACAAUUCCUGUGAUGUCAAAACAUUACCAAACUUUGCCCAUAUGCAAGAUAGCAUCACAGAAGGUAACUUUCCAGAGAUUAAAGCUCAAGAUGACUUUGGCCUCAUUAAAUCCACACUUGGUUAUCAAGACCAGUUUCCUACAAAGUGUGAGAGAAUGGACAACCUUGACCUUUAUCGCUAUGGAUCAUGCAUGGGCAAUAGCUUUAUAGGACAACCUUACAGAUUUGAAAAUUCAGAAUACUAAGAAAAUAACUAUGUACCAAUGUAACUUGCUCUGAAGGUCACUACAUGCUUUUCAUCUAACAAACUGCACAUGGUUAAACAUUAAGAUAUUUUUAGAACACUGGUAAUUUAUGUACUAUAUAGAGUGUUGCAGUUUGACAUAUGUAAAAUAUGUUAUGAAGUAUUUAUGUAACAAGAUAUACCUCAAACACAUAAACAUAUUAGUAGAUCUUUAUUACUCAGUGUUGUUCCCACACAUUGUAUAGAGCAAAUUCUGUGAAAGGUGUAAAUGCUUGUAAACUGUAGCAAUUUCUAUUGUUUUGUAUAUAUAAUGUAUUAAUAAAAAUGUAAGCUGUAUGUAUUUUUUCUAUGUCUGUACUGUUUUCAAAAUUGUUUAUAAAGGUUCUAUUUUAUACGAG
Xenopus tropicalis (tropical clawed frog) is the source of this 2016-nucleotide messenger RNA. RefSeq names its product glial cells missing homolog 2 (gene gcm2). Gene Ontology annotation, molecular function: DNA-binding transcription activator activity, RNA polymerase II-specific; DNA binding. NCBI's taxonomy places the organism in Eukaryota, Metazoa, Chordata, Amphibia, Anura, Pipidae. The transcript is spliced from 6 exons. Gene Ontology annotation, cellular component: nucleus. Bases 153 to 1619 code for a protein of 488 amino acids. The record is from RefSeq and is a predicted model, not a curated record. Gene Ontology annotation, biological process: DNA-templated transcription; regulation of DNA-templated transcription; positive regulation of transcription by RNA polymerase II.